CAUCACACUGAGUCAACGUAGAAUAUCUUUGACGGACAUUUGUGGUUCUUGUAGAUUAAAUGUAUGCUUUAUCGGAAGUGUUUUGCUAGCAGUAACUGUCACAUGAAGUUGAACUAUACCUCACGCAAAUAUUGUGUUGACCACGUUUGCUAUUGACAGUGAAUGCAGCGUCAAAAUAACGUCGGAUUAGUGCUUUGUACGUGUGACGUCGCAGACGGGCUCUGAUGUAAAAAUACCAUACUUGAAGCUAUCCGAGGCAUUUGGAGCAACAGACACUGUCAACAUCAGCUUCGCAGCAAACUGUGUUCCUCAGAGUGUGUUCCUGGUGGUCUACAGCCAGGAUGUCCUAUAUGAGCGCAGACAGCAGCUGGUCCCAGCCAAGGGACUUUGGCAGCCUCAUCCAGACAUGCAGCUCCAACAUCCAGAAGAUCAGUCAAAACUCUGGUCAGAUCAAAAAUCUCCUCCACCAGCUGGGGACGAGACAGAAAACCUCAGAGCUCCAGGAAAGGCUCCAACAGCUCCAGUACUACACAAACCAGCUGGCUAAAGAAACCAACAGACACCUGAAGGAGCUGGGGUCACUGCCCCCACCACUGUCUCCAUCAGAACAGAGGCAGCAAAAGCUGCAGAAGGAACGUCUGAUGAGUGAUUUCUCCGCAGCCCUCAACAACUUCCAGGUGGUGCAGCGGAGGGCCGCUGAGAAAGAGAAGGAGUCAGUGGCCAGAGCUCGGGCUGGAUCCAGAGUCAUGGGAGAUGGAGGCAGUGUGAAUGAACAGCUGGUUACGUUUGAAAAGGAAGAUGAGUGGGGCCAGACUCAGACGGAGGAGCCCACCAUCACAGAGGAGGACCUGGAUAUCAUCAAGGAGAGAGAGACUAACAUCAAACAGCUGGAGGCCAACAUUAUGGAUGUGAACCAGAUCUUCAAGGACCUGGCUGUGAUGAUCCACGAUCAAGGAGAGAUGAUUGACACCAUUGAGGCCAAUGUGGAGAGUGCUGAGGUUCAUGUAGACAGAGGGGCUGUCCAGCUGCAGAAGGCAGCCUAUUACAAGUUCAUCUCCGGUCAGCUGGCUUCGGACCCCAGUCCUCCUCCCGCGGCGUCCCCCCCUCAUCACCAUCCUGCUCCACUCCUCGCGCCUCCUCAUCACCAUCCUGCUCCACUCCUCACGCCUCCUCAUCACCAUCCUGCUCCACUCCUCGUGCCUACUCAUCACCACCCCUCGUUACUCCUCGUGCCUGGGGCUCCUCAUCGUCCCGCUUUGUUCCUCGAGCCUGUCUCCUCCUCGGCCCUCGCUCCCGGUCCCUCCCGGGUCCGUCUCCUGUGUCCUGUUCCCGGUCUCCCCAGCUCUUAACGUCCACCUUCCCCACUUCCAUAUUCCCUCCUUCCUCAAAUAAAUACCUUUCCCGUGAGCCAUGCUUUUGAGUCCGUCCUUCUGUC
Etheostoma spectabile (orangethroat darter) is the source of this 1435-nucleotide messenger RNA. It is a transcript of the gene stx12l, whose product is annotated as syntaxin 12, like. Gene Ontology annotation, molecular function: SNARE binding; SNAP receptor activity. Gene Ontology annotation, cellular component: synaptic vesicle membrane; SNARE complex; postsynaptic recycling endosome. The record is from RefSeq and is a predicted model, not a curated record. NCBI's taxonomy places the organism in Eukaryota, Metazoa, Chordata, Actinopteri, Perciformes, Percidae. Gene Ontology annotation, biological process: intracellular protein transport; vesicle fusion; autophagosome assembly.